Messenger RNA from Lineus longissimus, 2613 nucleotides. RefSeq lists its product as uncharacterized. NCBI's taxonomy places the organism in Eukaryota, Metazoa, Nemertea, Pilidiophora, Heteronemertea, Lineidae. Gene Ontology annotation, molecular function: GTP binding. Gene Ontology annotation, cellular component: nucleolus. The transcript is spliced from 14 exons. The record is from RefSeq and is a predicted model, not a curated record. Bases 96 to 2432 code for a protein of 778 amino acids.
CCCACGUUGCCCAUGCUGCAGGUUUUGUGAUAUUUACCCCAAGUUUUCUCAGUGUUUCAGGCAAUUUCUAGGGUAGCCGACUUGACACUGACACAAUGGUGAAACCGAAAGGAAAAUCGUUUAAAGGAGAUGGUGUCAAUCGACACCAACACAGCAUGAACCCAGAUCGGGUCAAGGGUGCUGGAGGGCAGAACAUGAGAGACAAAGCGACCAUCAAGAGACUUCGCAUGUACAAGAAUUUCAAAGCAAAAAGAGAUGCCAGUGGAAAGAUUGUCCGACCAGCUCCGUUUCAGUCCCGUCUUGACUCUGGAGCUGUGGCACGUGUUGAACCCAAUAGGAAGUGGUUUGGUAAUACACGAGUUAUCCGCCAGUCGGAUCUGCAGACAUUCCAGGACGAAAUGGGCAAGGUUCUCAAGGAUCCUUACAAGGUUGUCAUGCGGCAGACAAAGCUACCCAUCACACUUCUUAAUGAAAAGGCCAAGCAUGCCCGAGUUCACAUCCUGGAAACUGAAACAUUUGAGAACACAUUUGGUCCUAAAUCACAUCGCAAGAAACCGAAUAUCGUGGCAUCGGAUAUGGAGGCCCUUCUAAACCAGGCUCAGGAAUCGACCGACAAGUAUGUCGCAGAGAAAGAUGGCGACUUGGAACGGGAAUAUACUGGUGUGAAAGAUGCGGCAAAAGAGAUGGUGUUCAAGGCUGGUCAGUCCAAGAGGAUCUGGAACGAGUUGUACAAGGUGAUUGACUCGGCAGAUGUUGUUAUACAAGUCCUGGAUGCGCGAGAUCCCAUGGGUACAAGGAGUAAAUAUAUAGAGAACUAUCUGAGAAAGGAAAAGCCUCAUAAACAUCUCAUCUUCAUCUUGAACAAGUGUGAUUUGGUUCCUACAUGGGUCACACAAAAGUGGGUAGCCCUGCUGUCUGCUGAAUACCCAACGCUAGCCUUUCAUGCUAGUAUAUCCAAUCCCUUUGGUAAAGGAGCCCUGAUUCAGUUACUGAGACAAUUUGGAAAGCUGCACCUCGACAAGAAACAAAUAAGCGUUGGUUUCAUCGGGUAUCCAAACACUGGCAAGAGUUCUAUCAUCAACACACUCCGGGCGAAGAAAGUGUGCAAUGUGGCGCCCAUUGCAGGAGAGACCAAGGUUUGGCAGUAUGUGACGCUGAUGAAACGUCUCUUUUUGAUAGACUGUCCAGGUGUGGUCUACCCAACGGGAGAAACUGAGACCGAGACUAUACUCAAGGGGGUGGUUCGAGUGGAAAAUGUGGCCCAACCUGACGACUAUAUCCAAGCAAUUCUAGAUCGAGUCAAAAAGCCAUACUUGGUAAAGACUUACCAGAUAGAAACAUGGAAGGACCAUGAAGACUUCCUGGAGCAGUUUGCAAGAAAAUCUGGAAAACUUCUCAGGGGAGGAGAAGCAGACUACAAGACGUCUGCCAAGAUGAUCCUCAAUGACUGGCAGAGGGGAAAGAUCCCAUAUUUUGUGCGACCUCCUGGAUCUGAGGAGGAAGAUAAGACAACACAAAUGAAAUCUGGUGAAUCUGUAGAAACUGGCACAGUGCAGGCAACAACGGAACAGGCUAAUGUAUCCAUACCACGCGUCAAGCAAGAUCUGAGCAAGCUGCAUGUAGAUCCUGAAUUCGAAGGAGAAGAUGUAAAAGAUCUUGAACCUUGUGAGGUCAGCAAGGCAGACGACAUUUUGGAAAGUGAUGAUGAGGACGAGGAAGCAGACGAUAGUGAUGGUGACGACCAAGAUGAGGAUUGGGAAGAUGUUCAACAAGAAGAAGGAAAUUCUGCAGAGAUUAAACCUGGACCUUCGAAAGUUGCGAGCAAAAAACGUGACAUUUCCAAGAAAGUAUCUAAACAGACGGACUCAAAAUUAGCAGGGAAAAAGCGAAAAGUCAGUGCCAAAAUUGAUGCAGAUGCUGAAAGAGUGAUGAAGUUGAAGGCAAAAAAGACACUUUCAAGUGUUGGUAGUAAUAGUGACACAGUGGUCAAAACUGCAAGUCUGGGCUCGAUAUCUAAAACUAAGAAAUAUCAAGUUGCUAAGAAGUCGAGUGCCAGUGGAACAUUCAGUGUGAUACCUGAGGGGGCAGAUGUUGUUUUGAAGACUGGGAAGAGGAAAGCUAAAGGUUUUGUUGAGUAUUCCGUCGAAGAGAAUGACAACAUAGCCUGUGUUGAGGUGACGCCAGAUAAGGCAGCCAAGGGGAAGAAACGUACACAAUCAGAGGCAGACGUUAAACCGCCGAAACAAAACAAAUCAAAGAAAGCAAGGAAACGUCUGCAUGAGGAGGAAGAGGAGGUGCAGCCUAAAGUGACUGGAAAAGAGAAACGAAAAAUGCAUCGUGAAAGUCGUGAUAAGCUGAUUGGACAUCAUUUCUAUAAAUAUGCGAACGUUAAGAAUCGGAACUUGGGCACGAAAUAUCAAACGAGUCCUUAGGCCUGGAGCAACGAACAUUUGGCUGGGGCGCUGGGGUUGUCAAAUACAUUUCAACAAUUGGCACGAGAUUUGCAGUCCCACAAUGAAAUAUUGAUUGAAAACCUGUUUCAUCUGCUAGUCAAAUUGAGAUGGGAAAAUUGUUGACUUUAUUUCUGAAUAAAGGUAAUGAUUGUUAUAAAAA